CUUGCUGCCCAGCUUUCUACCGCAUAACCAUAUCUUGCUUUACUGUUGGGAAUAAUAUGAGGAAUGGCUUUUGGAUCCAAUACAAGUCCUGUCAGCUCUGAAUCCUUAUCGCCUUCUAUCACACCAAAGGGAUCAGUCCUUGAGAGAAUUUUCUGCAGGAUGUUUAGCUCUGGGAUGUUUUGCACAAGCAACCAAUCUCCUAGUAGCCGGAGAAAUUUCAAUAGGGAUGUAGAAGAGGAAGAAUUUCAGGAUGCAAGUACCCUUUGUUUAUCUUCAUACUAUAGCGUUUUUGUGGUCCGCCUUGCUAUCAUGGUCAUGCUAGCAAUUUUGAUUGGAUUGCUAACCUUACUAACAUGGCAUUUUACCAGAGUUUACACAACCAGGUCAUUGAACACAUUGGCAUUUGGGCUUCGACAUGAGCUACUUCAAAGGCCUAUUUUGCGAAUGUGGAACAUCCUCAAUUCUACUGUCGAAAUAGCAACUGCCCAGGUUAAAUUGUCAGAAUAUGUAAUCAAACGAUAUAGCAAGCCUGUAAAUCAAGCACAGCAAGCUGAGCUAUAUGAAGUCAUGAGGGAUGUAACAUGGGCAUUGUUUGCCAGCCGGAAGGCUCUGAAUUCGAUAACAAUCAGUUACAAAAAUGGUUUUGUCCAGGCUUUCCACAGAGACCAUAGAAGUAACAAUACAUUCUACAUAUACUCAGAUCUUUCCAAUUAUUCAAUAAGUGGAACAUACGAUGUCAGUAUGUUGACAUCUCGUCAAGGGUGGAACGACCAAUCUAUACACAACAACACAACAGCAAUUUGGUACAGAGAAACUCUGGAUCCUCUGACAGGUGUCAGGGUUGGAAGAAAAAGUCAAAUUCCACCAGAUGAGUUAAUCAAUAUUGCAGGAAUUUCGCAAGUACCUGAUGGUGCAGCGACAUGGCAUGUAGCGGUAAGCAAGUUCAGUGAUUCACCGCUGCUUUCUUCUGCACUUCCAGUUUGGGAUCCAUCCAAUGAAAGCAUAGUUGCUGUUGUGGGAGUUACUACAGCUCUUUAUAGUGUUGGUCAAUUCAUGAAAGAAAUUGUGGAAUUCCAUAGUGGACAUAUUUAUUUAACAUCUCAAGAGGGUUGGUUACUUGCUACUUCCACAAGUACUCCUCUCUUGAGGAACUCAACCACACGACCCGAGCUGAUAAUGGCUGUUGAUUCUGAAGACCCUGUAAUAAAAGCUGGUGCUCAGUGCUUGCAGAAAGAAUAUGGGAACAAGUUUCCCCCUAGUAAUGAAGUUCAUAUAGAGAAUGCCAAGCUUGGAGAUCAGAUGUACUAUAUUGACUCUUUUUUCCUGAACUUAAAGAGACUUCCUUUGGUGGGAGUUAUAAUUAUUCCAAGAAAGUAUAUAAUGGGAAAGGUUGAUGAGAGAGCUUUCAAAACAUUUGUGAUAUUGAUAUCUGCAUCUAUAUGCAUCCUAUUCAUUGGGUGUGUCUGCAUAUUCAUAUUAACAAAUGGAGUAUCAAAGGAAAUGAAACUGAGAGCAGAAUUGAUAAGACAGUUAGAUGCAAGAAGGAAGGCAGAGGCAUCAAGCAACUACAAAAGCCAGUUUUUAGCAAACAUGAGUCAUGAAUUACGAACACCUAUGGCUGCAGUGAUUGGCUUGCUGGACAUUCUUAUAUAUGACGAUUGCCUAACAAAUGAGCAAUAUGCAACAAUUACUCAAAUUCGCAAAUGUUCUACUGCUUUACUUCGGCUUCUGAACAAUAUUCUGGACAUCAGUAAGGUCGAAUCUGGAAAGCUAGUGCUGGAAGAGACGGAAUUUGACUUGACUCGUGAACUUGAAGGUCUCAUUGACAUGUUCUCUGUCCAAUGCAUUAACCACAAUGUGGAGACUGUUCUAGAUCUCUCUGAUGAGAUGCCAAAACUAGUCAAAGGAGACUUGGGAAGGGUUGUUCAAAUAUUUGCAAACCUAAUCAGCAAUUCUCUGAAGUUCACUACUUCUGGAUAUAUUGUUCUGCGGGGAUGGUGUGAGAGCCUGAAUGAUCUCACAAACAGCAGGAACUUUUUCUUCAAUCAGAAGGAUUCUUGGUCUGCACCUAAAGUGAAGUUGAAGCGACCAGAAAGACAUGAAAGAAGACCCUUCAAGAAAGAUAGCAAAACAGUUCUUUGGUUUGAAGUUGAUGACACUGGUUGUGGAAUUGAUCCAAACAAAUGGGAAUCUGUAUUUGAAAACUUUGAGCAAGCUGAUCCCUCAACAACUCGAUUGCAUGGUGGCACUGGUCUUGGCCUAUGCAUAGUACGUUCCCUGGUGAACAAAAUGGGUGGUGAGAUCAAAGUCGUGAAGAAAAAUGGACCGGGAACUCUGUUGCGGCUUUACCUGUUACUCAACACUCCCACUGAUGGUGCAGAGCAGCAUAGCCAUCCAACUUUAGCAGAGCAGACGACGACUGUGUUGCUUGCACUUAAUGGCAGAAUGGGUAGGCUAAUCAUGUCCAAGUGGUUAGAGAAAAAUGGGCUACAUACCUGUGAAGCAGCAGACUGGAAUGAGCUAACACAGAUGCUUCAGGGGGUUUUCGGAUCCAAAAAUAGUGUGCAAGAUUCUGGAUGUGAACAUUUUAGCGAUAAUAGUUCGACACUUUUGAUCGUAGUUAUUGACAUUGGCCUUCUUAACUUGAGCACAAAUAUUUGGAAGGAGCAGCUAAAUUUUCUGGAUAAGUACAGUGAGAGAGCAAAGUUUGCAUGGGUUCUUUACCAUGACACUUCCAAUUCCAUCAAAUCUGAGCUGCGCAAAAGAGGGCAUCUGAUGAUGGUAAACAGACCCCUCUAUAAAGGAAAAAUGAUUCAGAUUUUGGAAGCUGCUUUCACAAAAGAUAAAAAUCUCAAGUUGCAGUCUGCAGAAAAUACAGCUAUACAAGUAAAUAUGCAUGAAUGCCAUCAUGAAAUUGAUGCCAGCCACUCAUGUCUCACUAGCCCUGAUGAUUCUGACAAGUCAGAAACUGGGAAUGUUAGACCUGUGAGGACAUUCCUUGCUGGAGAGAAGACCAACAAGCAUUUCCGGAAUGUAUCUUCUUCCUCACUCUAUGCCACACUUAACAACUACUUUGUCGACAUCACUCAAGUAAAUCCGGGAGAAGAUGAUGCUUCAAGGGAGGAUGAUAGAAGAGGAAACAGGAACAGAUCAGAAGAACACUCGGGAAGCACUCGUCGUGUAGAAUUAAGCACUGUCAGCUCUAGUAAGACAGCGAACGAACAAAAAUCUCUGUCAGGGCUGCGAAUCCUACUUGCUGAAGAUACACCGGUACUUCAGAGAGUUGCAACCAUAAUGCUGGAAAAAAUGGGAGCUACAGUUGUGGUUGUUGGAGAUGGACAACAGGCAGUCGAUGCUCUCAAAUUCUGCAGAAAUGGUCCAAAUGGAUCUUCCCAGGAAGACGACACCUCACCAACCUCACCAACUGAAGGAUUCUGCUCUCCACCUUAUGACUUGAUCCUGAUGGAUUGCCAAAUGCCAAAGAUGGAUGGCUAUGAAGCAACAAAAGCCAUUAGAAGAUCGGAAAUGGAAACUGGUACACACAUUCCUAUUGUGGCAUUGACAGCUCAUGCAAUGUCGUCGGAUGAAGCAAAGUGCCUGGAGGUAGGAAUGGAUGCUUAUUUAACAAAGCCCAUUGACAGCAAGCUAAUGGUCUCCACUAUCCUUUCAUUAACAAAGAGAAAAAACUGACUGUUAAAUGUAAAAAGAAAGAGCUACAGAGGGAAAAAAAAAAAGGAAAGCAAAAUAAACAAAACAACAAAAUAGUUAGCUAGCUAGCUUUAUGCUGUUCUGCAGAACAUCAUGUAAAACAUUUUGUGAGCUAUAGCAGCCAAUGUAACACACCUUUGUAUAUUUGUGUAAAUUUUUCCACAAAAGAUGUAUCAAAAUGACUUCUUGCA
Ipomoea nil (Japanese morning glory) is the source of this 3899-nucleotide messenger RNA. RefSeq names its product histidine kinase 1-like. Gene Ontology annotation, biological process: phosphorylation; phosphorelay signal transduction system. The record is from RefSeq and is a predicted model, not a curated record. Bases 64 to 3690 code for a protein of 1208 amino acids. Gene Ontology annotation, molecular function: phosphorelay sensor kinase activity. Lineage: Eukaryota; Viridiplantae; Streptophyta; Magnoliopsida; Solanales; Convolvulaceae. The transcript is spliced from 13 exons.